GCGGGGCGCGUGGGACGUGCUGCCGCGUCGUAGCGGCUUCUGUGGGCGGUGGCAGAGCAUGUGUGUGCCACUGUUGCUCGCCUGGGACCCUGUCUCCCGCCAGAACGUGAAGCCAGCGGCUGCGAGGACGCAGCAGCGGAGGAGGCGGGCGAGGGCAGCCGGAGACAGGCCAGGUGUCUCUCUCCGAGGCUGGAGAACCCCGGCUUUGUGGGGGUCAUGGCAUCGCUGGCUGACCGAGUUCAGGGUAACGGGCGCAUCGCCGCCGGGCUCCUGCUCAACCUGCUGGUGUCCAUCUGCAUCGUGUUCCUCAACAAAUGGAUCUAUGUGCACCACGGCUUCCCCAACAUGACCCUGACCCUGGUGCACUUUGUGAUCACCUGGCUGGGCUUGUACAUCUGCCAGAAGCUGGACAUCUUUGCCCCCAAAAGUCUGCCGCCUUCCAAGCUCCUCCUCCUGGCUCUCAGCUUUUGUGGCUUUGUGGUCUUCACCAACCUCUCUCUGCAGAACAACACCAUAGGCACCUAUCAGCUGGCCAAGGCCAUGACCACGCCGGUGAUAAUAGUCAUCCAGACCCUCUGCUACAAGAAAACCUUCUCUACCAAAAUACAGCUUACGCUGAUUCCUAUAACUUUAGGUGUAAUCCUAAAUUCUUAUUACAAUACGAAGUUUAAUUUCCUUGGAAUGGUGUUUGCUGCUCUUGGUGUUUUAGUUACAUCCCUUUAUCAAGUGUGGGUAGGAGCCAAACAGCAUGAAUUGCAAGUAAACUCAAUGCAGCUGCUAUACUACCAGGCUCCGAUGUCCUCUGCCAUGUUGCUGGUUGCUGUGCCCUUCUUUGAACCAGUGUUUGGAGAAGGAGGACUGUUUGGUCCCUGGUCAAUUUCUGCUUUGCUUAUGGUGCUGCUAUCUGGAGUAAUAGCUUUCAUGGUGAACUUAUCAAUUUAUUGGAUCAUUGGAAACACUUCACCAGUUACCUAUAACAUGUUUGGACACUUCAAGUUCUGCAUUACUUUAUUUGGAGGAUAUGUUUUAUUUAAGGAUCCACUGUCAGUUAAUCAGGGUCUUGGCAUGUUAUGUACAUUAUUCGGCAUUCUCGCCUAUACCCAUUUUAAACUCAGUGAACAGGAAGUAAGUAAGAGUAAAUUAGUACAACGUCCUUAAUUAGGUUUUGUGGAGGAAAGAAAGUCACGCCAAGAAGAUUAAAAAAUGUUAAGUAUGCAAGUCACUUUCAAAUAAGAAAAAAAAAAUUACAUUGCAAAAUCCAUUGAAUGAUGAUUUACAAGAAGUAGCACAAUGGAAAUGAUAAUCAUAAAUGUGACAUUUUCUUCUAAAGAGUACCUUUUUUCAAAAACUUAAUUCUCUAAAACAGUGGUUCAUGCUUCUUUUCAAAGAUGAUUGUAUGAAAUAUAUAGGAUGAUUCGGUCACACCAAAUGAAGUACAUGGAAAGUUCUACUAUAAAGUUCUAUUAUAGUGACAGAGGACUUCAUAUCAGUGAACUACAAAUGCGUCGUGGUUUUUAAAUAUUCAGCUCUUCCAAGGAAGGACACAUAGGACUCCUCUACUUGCUUGUAGGUGGUCCCCAGUGUGAACUCUAUUAUAAUUUUGGCCAAAGUGUUCAAGUCAGAAUUUAAAUCUAACAUUUCUAUUUUAGUGUAGGAUAACUUCCUGCUUAUUUUAUUUAUAGAAAUAAAAUAUAAUUUAUAGAAAGCAAAGUGUAUUAAAGGAGACCAUGAGACAAAAUGUAGUGCCAGUGGUACGAUUUUUCUAAUAGAAAAUUAAUGUAAGAAGUUGUAUGUUAUCCAAAAAAACUACAGUUUCUAUAGGUAGUCUUAUUUUUGGGCUCUCAGUGAACUCUUGAAAUUACAUGUAAAGUUAAAAAACAAAAUAGUUCCAUGUUUAAAUAGCCCGAGAAGAGACUAUAGAUGGAAUUGAACAAGUUUCAUAUUAUCUUGAUAAAUAUUCUCCUGGCCUCUGCGCCUUUCACUUGGUAUUUUCUUAAUUCUACCUCCCUACCUUUCACAUUUGAGGCAUCCGUGGAGCUUUCUCUGGUAUUGAGGAUUUAGAGUGAACUGAGUCUAGCCUUUCUAAGGUGGCCAAGGGAAAUUCUUAUGCAACAAGUCAGAGCAAAUGCUAUCCAAACACUUAGCAGAAACUUGCUGAAAAUGGAAAGAUUUUAAAGAAAGGUAGAAAAAUGGUCAAUAUUAAAAUAGUUUCAUGAGUUUUUCAAGGAAAAAUUUUUAAUUAGGCUGUAGGGGAAAUACAUGAUUUCUACUUGAGGAAAAUAUAGUGCCACAUAUUUAAUUGCAAAAUGUAUUUCUACCUUCCAGCCUCUUGACAUGAAAGCAUUAAAAAUAGUUGUCGAUAACCUUUGGCAAUAAAUUGAGAUGGAUAAAUCCUCUUGUAGUAAAUAAUCCUUUUUUCUAAAUAUAUUUAUAAACUUUAAAUGAGAAAACAACACUUAAGAAGACAAAGAGCCACGUGUAUAAAAUAUAUGUUGUAGGAUUUUUUUCCUGACCUGUUUGAAAUGAAAGCCUCACAGAAAAUCUAUUUUGACAGAAUUUCAAUGUAUUAGUCUGUUUUAUGAUUAGUAUUUGUGAUGUUCUGUUUUUGUUUCAAAUUUUCUUUGGUCUUUCUCAGUUUCCAAAGCUGUAUUUUAUUGUGCUAGGAAGUACAAAAACAAUUUGUCUGACCAGAUGAGCCUCAGGCACUGUUUGUUUAAUAAUGUUCUCUGUGUAUGUUUAAAUUAACAUAUAAUUAUUUCCCAAAAGCUGGAGAAAAGUAUUUCAGCACAGUGAGGAUUAUGUGAUUUCUGUGCACUAAUAGCAAAGCGUUGAUUUGUGCCAUGUACAAAUUGUUUUAACUGUAAAUACGACUUGGGGAGGAUUAUAAUAAAUGUUGGGGGAAGGCUAUAGUAAAUGUUGAGGGAAGAUUAUAAUAAAUGUUGGGAAGGUUUUAAUAAAUGAUGUCAGUAGGAAUGCAGUGAGAAGGUUGGAGCAAGAUAGGGUGGGAGUGCGUAAAUAUAAGUGAAUAAAAUUUGUACUACUGGCUGAUAAACAUUUUGUGCCCUGAAGACUCUCUUCCCAUUGAGAAGGACAUUUCUGGGGGAAAAAUGUACCAGAUGACCAGGACCAGCCACAGAGACAAACCAGAAACACUGUGCUGUGGAAAAACACACACUGUCCUUUCGUUACAGAUGUAACUGCACUUGUUUUUUAUCUUUUGUUAAAUGACUGAACUUCAGUUUUUACCAGUUACAAAUAAAGAGUACCUGAUGAUUUUA
Pteropus alecto (black flying fox) is the source of this 3278-nucleotide messenger RNA. RefSeq names its product solute carrier family 35 member E3 (gene SLC35E3). Lineage: Eukaryota; Metazoa; Chordata; Mammalia; Chiroptera; Pteropodidae. Gene Ontology annotation, cellular component: Golgi apparatus. The coding region runs from base 217 to 1158 and encodes 313 amino acids. Gene Ontology annotation, molecular function: nucleotide-sugar transmembrane transporter activity; antiporter activity. The transcript is spliced from 5 exons. The record is from RefSeq and is a predicted model, not a curated record.